CCGUGAUUUCACGCGGAGUCGUAUAAACACCGUCGUUCCUAAAACCCCCUUUCUCACCGAAAACGGUGUAGGGUUUUCGGAAGAGGAAAGCGGUCGAAAGAGGGGGAUCGUCUCCUCCACUGCUCAGUUUUCAAGAUGGCAUUUGCCACUAGAGUUCAAAAUCUUCUUAAGAAAGCUGUAGCUUCCAAUCCAUCAGUAUACCAAGCAGUACGAUGCAUGUCAUCCUCGAAACUCUUUAUUGGAGGGCUGUCAUAUGGUACAGAUGAUCAAAGUCUAAAAGAAGCUUUCACACAUUAUGGUGAAGUUGUUGAAGCUAGAGUUAUCAUUGACCGAGAGUCUGGAAGGUCAAGGGGAUUUGGUUUUGUUACUUUCACAUCUAGUGAAGAGGCCUCAGCUGCCAUUACCGGCAUGGAUGGGAAGGAUCUUCAUGGCCGGAUGGUGAGGGUCAAUUAUGCCAAUGACCGUGGUGGUGGAUUCCGUAGCGGUUAUGGCGGUGGCGGAUAUGGUGGCGGCGGCGGAUAUGGCACUGGAGGCGGUUAUGGGGGCGGUGGAUAUGGCGGUGGUGGAUAUGGCGGUGGCAGUGGUGGUGGCUAUGGUGGCGGUGGUAAUAGUGGUGGUUAUGGUGGGGGUGGUGGGUACAGCAGAGGGGGCUAUGGUGGCGGUGCUGGCGGCUACAGUGGCGGUGGCACUGGUGGUAGUUACGGUGGAGAUAACUACAACACUGGAGAUGUUGAAAGCUAUGGUAGCGGCACCAGGGGUUAUGGUGGCAACAGUGUUGGUGGUGCUGGUGGGAAUUAUGGUGUUUCUGGUGGCAGCGAAGCGACCACAGGCUAUGGCAGCAGGACUGACCAAGGAGAUGACCAGUUUAAUGCUCAGGACGACUUCUUGGAGGAUGAUUUUAAGGACGACGANGGUGAGAAUGGUGGCGGUGAAGCGACCACAGGCUAUGGCAGCAGGACUGACCAAGGAGAUGACCAGUUUAAUGCUCAGGACGACUUCUUGGAGGAUGAUUUUAAGGACGACGAUGAUGACGAGCCUGAUGACUAUGCCAACAAGAAGAGGUGAUAUGCCAAAGAGGGUCUAAUAUACCAAAGCUCAUCGACUCUUCAAUGAGUUAGUUACUGGUUGUCAUCGACAACAGGUCCCCAGUAUUGUAUCUUGUUAUUUGACAGGAACUGUGAUGUUAUUUGAAAAAAAAAAAGAAAAAAAGGAAAAGUGUAUUAGAGAAUAACCUGUGAACCUGAUGUUCUGUAGGCUAUCAUAUGGGUACUUUCUUUUAUGCUUUCAUUUGUUUACUUGCUGCGAACCUCCGAAACAGUGAUGACAGUUAAUGUUACUUAUAUCUCGAGUAUUAUGUGAAUAAAAUUUGUUUCGUUUUCCAUUGCUGAGAA
This is a messenger RNA of Ananas comosus (pineapple), 1391 nucleotides long. Its product is annotated as glycine-rich RNA-binding protein 10-like. The record is from RefSeq and is a predicted model, not a curated record. The transcript has 5 exons. The coding region runs from base 136 to 1065 and encodes 309 amino acids. NCBI's taxonomy places the organism in Eukaryota, Viridiplantae, Streptophyta, Magnoliopsida, Poales, Bromeliaceae. Gene Ontology annotation, molecular function: RNA binding.